Messenger RNA from Hyposmocoma kahamanoa, 3700 nucleotides. RefSeq lists its product as uncharacterized. Lineage: Eukaryota; Metazoa; Arthropoda; Insecta; Lepidoptera; Cosmopterigidae. The record is from RefSeq and is a predicted model, not a curated record. The coding region runs from base 31 to 3594 and encodes 1187 amino acids. The transcript is spliced from 2 exons.
ACCUUGAGCAGUGUUAUUAAAUUCUGGAAUAUGUACAUGAAAUCAAACCCAAAAAGCAGCAAAGAACAUUACAACAAUGAAAUUACUACGAAAAGGGUAACACCAGAACCUCGUCACGCCAUGUACUCUGAAGAAGCCGAAAGCAUUAGCAAAGUUUUAGAGAACUUAGUUUCAAAUAAAGGUAUCUAUAUAGAUAAACUAUCAGAAAGGCAAGUACCAAGAGAAACUCAAAGGUUUUUCAAUUAUCAACUUAAUAGUGAAUCUUAUAUCGAUGAUAGAAGUAAAUUUAUUAUUGAAAACGGUAAGCCUAACCAAGAAAAUAUUAAAAGCGUAUUUCAAGAACCAAUAAAUUUCGGCACACCUCAUGAUUUAAGUUUUAAGGCAUUACUGAAAAAUAUUUAUAAACUUUUUGCGAAACCGCAAACGAGUAAUGAAAAUAAGGUUACCCGUAUUGAAAUCGAUACGCCGGAAAACAAACCAAGUAAACACGAUAACGUAAAUGAGCAGAGACCACAAAGUGCGGCAGAAUACGUAAAAUACAACGCAGACGAGAACGUAUUCACUAAUAACCCACUAAAUAAAAAACUUAACUUACUAAAAUCUUUACUGACGAAUUUCCAAAUAAAUAAAUUCAAAGAUAAUGGAGAUAUAACGGCGACUAUUACCCGAUUGGAACAAUUAGGAAAUAAUGAAGUGUGCUCACCUUUAACCACCUUAGCUCUCAAGGAUAAUUUAUCUAGGAAUCAUAAUGUUCCUCCCAGCCCAUUGGCCGGUCCUAUGAAUGAUAUAAUGAAUAGGGCAAUAACAACGCACUCGAUGGAAAAUAUAAAUUAUUUCGAGAAGAAUACAGAAAAAUCUCAAAAAUUAUUACAACAAUACAAUCCACCACUAGAGAAGAGUAUGAAUUAUUUCGAGCAGACUACAGAACAUUCUGAAAAAUUUAUACAAGAGUACAAAGCGCCACCAGGACCAAGAAUAAUUUACUUAAAACUUACCACAGAAAAACCUCAAAAACUUAUACAGCAAUUCGAAGCACAACCAGUGAAAAUUGAAAAUUACUCCGAGCAAAAUACAGAACAGUAUCAAAAAUUUACACAACAUUACAAUGCACCACCAGUGGAAACCAUUAAUUACUUCGAACCCUAUAUGGAACAACCGCAAAAAUUUAUACAGCACUACAGUUUGCCUCGAAAUCCUGACACACCGGGUAUACAAACUUUUGUCCACGACUUAGCAAAUAGCAGCCAUGAAAACACACAAAGUUCAACUCCACAAAGGCUACCGCUAAAGGAAAUUAUUUUUACGACACCAAGUAUUUCAACUGCCAUUAACAACGAGAAAUUUCUGCAUCCCGACGUCAUGAAAGAAAUUGCAGAAAAUGUGAAGAAGUUAGUACUUAACGACAUCCAAGAUCGUAUAUUGGCAAUCACUAAACCCACCAUUACGACUGAAAUAACUACAAAGAAUUACAUAACUGAACUAAACACAACUUCAAACGUUGCUUCUGCAAAUAAUCAAAUUAUCCCUAAUGCAAUGAAACUCAUACCUACAAAAUUGCAACCUAAGAACACAACUACAACAACUUUACAAAACAGCCCAAAAGAUAAAACACAAAAUAUCAGUACAACUGCAGAUAUGUUCGCUGCUUCGUUAACUAAAAUUGAUUCGGAAAAGUUAAAACAGGCGACUAUUAUAAUAGAAAAAUUCAUUGAAUUGUUUAAACACAUCAAACUGAUGCAAGAAAUCAAGUCAAUGGCCGUGACAGCCACGCCGAACACUUCUAAGAACAUAACAUAUAAGGAAUUAGUGCAGCCACAAAUAAACUUUCCUGUUUUAGUGGAUUCUUCCGGAUACAUUCCACCGACCUCUGUUAACAUGAAAUUGCAAGAUAAAUCCAGUCUUCAUGACUUACUACCACAAGAAUUUCAAGCCAAACCCGGUUCCUACGACUUGCCACAAGAACUAAGUCCAUUCGACCUAAUGUUGCAAGCUCAUAAACGUGCCCUCGACAUACAACUACAAUCUAUCAAGCCACAGCAACUGCUCGAUAUAAACGUACAAGCAAGUAAACUACCUAUUUCUUUCGAGUCAAGAUUACACCCACCGUUUCCUUUCAAUAUGAAAAUACAACCUUCCAAAAUAUUGCCAAUUAUCAUCAACCCAUAUACUCAAACAUUACAAUCGCUACCAUAUCAUAACUUGAAUGUAAAUCAAGCACAUAUCAACAACGGUAUACCGAACAUAAACAAAUUAAACAAUUCUGUAACUGUUCAGCAAACAGAUGUCGGAGCUAUAGCCCCUAUUCAAAUGGUAAAUCCUGUAGGUUUAAAUAACCACAUUGUUUUAUCUUCUCCUCUGCCUCUGGGAUUAACUCAAGAUGAAAAGAAUAGGUGGAACAUAAUGAUCAAGUAUGGCAAAAGUCAAGCUGAGAUUAAAGAUGUUGAAAGUCGUAAACAUACAUUGAGUACAUAUUCAAAUACACCGUAUCACAUUGAAAACUCCAGUCAUGAAUUAGGAAGUACUCUACAAAAUCGUUCAAUAAAUCAUAACGUUCCAAUAUUCAAUCAAGACAGAAAACAAUACGUAAACGAUUUCAGAAUUGGUUUCAAUCCCGAAAGGACUUCAGCGGCAUCAAAACAAGAUGCAGUUCCGCAGCUCAAAACCGACGUCAACAUAUCAAACUAUGAGCAACCGAGAACAGAAAACCCUAAAAAUUCUGACCUCGAAAAUAUAUUAGCAGAGGUCGAAAAAAUUGCCAAAGUGUUUGGAUACAAAAGCGGAGUACAAGACAAAUCCAAAUGUUCAAAUGGAGCACACAAUAACGAACAAAACCAAAAUCGUGAAAAAAUUGCGGAAGUGCUUGAAUAUCAAAACGUGAUAGAUGAUAAAACAAAAUCAUUAAACAUAGCAGAAGAUGUUGACAUUCAAAAUCAAAAUAACAGCAACAACGUUAUUUUCAAAAAUGCUGGUAAUACAUAUGAAGAAAAAUUAAACAGUAAGGAAAACACGAAUAUUGGAAUUGGUUACAAUUCUAAACGCAACCCAUUUGAUCACCGUUCGAAGCUGGACCCGCGAAUUAUACAUCUCAAUCAAAUGGCUCGUUUUUUGAGAGCAAAUGAUAAAGAAGAAGUGUUUAGCAAUGUUUUUAAAAGGGUGUAUACACCGCAAACAUUACAAAAUAUAUAUACAAAACGUAACUCUCCUGAUAAUAACUUUGCUAUUCAAGGGACCCCGAACUACGGCGACAGUGUCAUGGUAGCGAUGGACAGUUUUAAAAAUAAAGAAUACAGAGAGAAAGGAAUUAGCUUUGAUCGACGAUAUAACUCUGGUGGUGCAAAUUCGGAGAAGAUUCCUGUAGGUUACCACGAGAAGCUAGAAAGAUUCGAGGAAAGGUCUCAAUAUAAAGACAAAGAUUGGCAAAAUACACCGCAAGCGAGGCCAUCGGCCCCUAUAAGUAACAUCAAACCUCCUUCUAUAUACAACGACGCACCGUUCAAAAACUUUUUAAAAACCCAGCAAAAGGUGAACAAAAUACUAGAACGUUUAUUAGCGACCAGAACAGACGAUGCUGCACGAAGUACUGAAACCAUAUGAAUAAAUAAAAAUUAAUGUACAAGUUACGGCUAUUACUAAAGUACUUUCACUUGUAACAAAUUAGUUUUCUCAUUAAAAUACAAGUAUCGUAUUUAUCACCACCUAC